This is a messenger RNA of Lymnaea stagnalis (great pond snail), 867 nucleotides long. The record is from the annotation of a GenBank genome assembly. Lineage: Eukaryota; Metazoa; Mollusca; Gastropoda; Lymnaeidae.
AUAGCGAUCGUCGGAACUUUCGCCAAUGUCAUCAACCUCGUGGUGUUCACGAAACAAGGGGUCAAGGACAAUGUCAAUCUCAGCCUCUUUGCUUUGGCAAUCUCAGAUCUGUUAUCCCUGCUGCUGGUGAUUUGCACAUGCGUUUUGGGCCACCCGAUGUUCAUCGGCACGGGCGUGCACUUCGUGGGUAUCGAAGUCGAGUUUCUGACCACGGGCUGGCCACACACGUGUUUCACCAAGGUGACCAGCUGGAUCACGGCGUUCAUCAUGUUCGAGAGAUGCCUGUGCAUAGCCACGCCUCUCAAGGUGAAAACAGUCGUGACGACUGCACGAGUCAAGCUGUGCCUUGUGGCCAUUUUCGUGCUCGUGUUUGCCGGGGUUGUCCCCACCUACGCCACACACAGCCUGGGUUGGAAGUUUUACCCAGCGUACAACAGGACUCUCCUCGGUUUGAUCAGGUCCGAAAACGCCAUACACAUAACGUACAUUUCGAACAUGCUCAACAUCCCUGUGUCGUCACUAAGUUCUUUCGGCGUGGCCUUUGUCUGCACGGUCAUCAUCACCAUCGAACUGAACAAGAAGACGAAAUGGCGGAAAGAAGCUGCUUGUGACAAGGGCGGCAACUUGAAGAAUUUCUCAAGAAACGAUCGCCGUGCUGUCAAAAUGGUGACCAUCGUGGCGGCCAUUUUCCUGAUCAGCGUGACGCCCUCCAUCACCAUCCUCAUCAUAACCGUCUUUGAAAUAGAGUUCAGCUUAACCGGAAAAUACCGGAGCCUCUUCUACGUCUGCUACAGCAUCACUUUUAUAUUCGAGGGCAUUAACUCCAGCGUCAAUAUCUUGGUCUACUACAGCAUGAACAGCCGUUAU